AUGGAUUACAAUAAAAUCAAUGCCUCAGAUGAUACUAUGUCUGUGUUUUCUUCUCCCUAGUACAGCAGCAGUAAGAAGAGUCUGUCAGAAACAGAAGGACUGACCUAUGAUCAAGCUAUUGAUAGAGCAGGAGGGUUCGGGUUAUUUUAGAUUUUCUCGACAUCAAUGAUAAUGAUCUGCUACCUUUCAAAUGGAUAUAUAUUCUACUCGCUGACCUAUUUAGAAUUGUUCCCUGACUACAUCUGCCCUGCCUACAAUAAGAAGUGCACCUACAAAGAUCGUUGCGAUGAUAAAAGUAUCCCCAUUGAUUGGAGUUCAGACAGAUCUCUAGAUAACUGGGUUGCACUCUACAAUCUUGAAUGUGCUGACUCAGUAUAGAUUGGGCUACUUGGUUCAAUGUACUUUGCUGGGUGGUGUAUUGCUUGCAUCGUAGUACCAAGACUUGGAGAUAUCUAUGGGCGCCGACUUCCCUGCAGAAUCAGUGCAAUAAUUGCAUGUGCUGUUUAUUUGACAAUUGUUUUAUCUAAAAACCUAAAUCUGACUAUUGCUAUGUUUUUCUUCCUAGGAAGUACACAACCAGGCAAGUCCAACAUCGCCUAUAUCUACAUGCUCGAACUCAUCCCCUCUAAGUUCGGAACAUAUUUGUCAACUUUGGCUUGCAUCGCUGACGGCUUCACGACUAUUUUGAUAUCGCUUUAUUUCAGAUUCGUAUCUAUAAACUGGAUCUAUUUCCAAAUCUUUGGACUAUCUAUGACAUUUGUAUCUUGCUUUGCACUGUUUUUCUUGCCUGAAUCCCCUAAGUAUCUCUGGAGUGCUAAGAAAUUUAAAGAGGCAAGAGAGAGUCUAGCUUUCAUUGCAAAGUUUAAUAAAAAGACAUCUUUCACUAAGAAAUUUAAGUUCGAAACUGAGAUCUAGGAUGAAAUGGUUGAUAGGAAAAGAAUCAGCAUAUCAUUCAGCUCAUCUAAUAAUUAGGAUGUGUCAAGAUUACUGGAGAAGCUAAAUCUAGACAAUUCUAAUACAUUUGAGGCUUAUCCUAUUGAAGGAGAUCAGUUGAGUUUAUCAGAGAAGAAAAAUCAAGUUGAACCAGGUAGUCCAACUUCAGUGGGAGCAGCUAGCAACGUAGCUUAAAAAGAAAAAGCGCCAAGUGGAGCAAUUAAAGAGCUAUUUUAAAACAGAGUUUACCGAACUAAUUUGCUAGUCCUGUUGGUGCUUUGGGUAGUAGCUUCCUCAGACUAUUUCCUAAUCAAUUUCCAAAUGAAGUACAUCGAAGGUGACAUUUAUACCAACACUAUUGUCUCUUCUAUCUCAGAAAUCAUCUCAUAUUUGGUCACAGGAGCAUUGUAUGAUACGAUUGGCCCUAAGGUUUCAUUCACAGUAUCCUUUGCAAUUGCUGUGAUAGGCUCAAUUUUCUAUGUGCUGUUUGGAGAGAGUCAUAAAAAUCUGAUAACAGUGAUGAUCCUUGGCUCCAAGUUUGGUAUUAGUGGAGCAUUCAAUCUGGUGUAUAUAGCUAUGUCUCUCUUCCCACCUCUCUAUUCAUCUACUGUAUUUGGAAUAUUCAAUGUCUUUGCUAGAUUGGCUUCGAUGCUGGCACCUUAGUUCGCUGAGUUCAAGGAGCCCGUACCGAUGAUAAUAUUCUGUAUAAUGGCAGGUGUCGCUGGAGUAGUCUCCUUCUUUAUCAUAGGCCCAACUUACAAAGAUAGAAAGAGGAAAGUCAAAAAGCCAAAGCAGAGUAAUGAUAACUGA
Messenger RNA from Stylonychia lemnae, 1743 nucleotides. The record is from the annotation of a GenBank genome assembly. Lineage: Eukaryota; Ciliophora; Spirotrichea; Sporadotrichida; Oxytrichidae.